Messenger RNA from Lactuca virosa, 1164 nucleotides. The record is from the annotation of a GenBank genome assembly. NCBI's taxonomy places the organism in Eukaryota, Viridiplantae, Streptophyta, Magnoliopsida, Asterales, Asteraceae.
ACGAGAUCCAGACAACCCCCAUCAUCUUCUGCCUCAGACAAGCAAACAACUGAAAACACACAAACAAACAGGAUUUUGUAGAGAGAAGGUGAAGACUCUACGCGACUGGUUGAAAUGCAAGAUCCGUCGAAUCUAAAUUCUAAGCCGCAAAAUGCGGCGGCGUUUCCGUUUAGGCCGUCUCAUCAUCGACGAGCACACUCCGAGGUGAACUUCAGGCUACCGGACGAUCUAGAUCUGGCGUCAGACCCAUACGAUGCACCGUCUGAAAGCUUCGAAGAGCUAGGAUCUGAGGAAGAUCUGUUUUGUACUUACAUGGACAUUGAGAAGCUCGGAUCCAAUUUGAACGAUGGCGGUGCUCUGGAUAACGGUCGGAUCAACAAUGCUGGUGGCGGUGGUGGGCCUUCAGAGGAUCAUAAUGGUGGCGGUGAUGAUGGCGAAAGGACCGGUACUAGACCUCGACAUCGUCAUAGUAAUUCAGUGGAUAGUUCGAGUUUUUUGAGUGAAAGCAUAGAAGCUAAGAAGGCAAUGGCUCCUGAUAAACUUGCUGAAUUGUGGACUGUUGAUCCCAAGCGAGCUAAGAGGAUUUUGGCAAAUCGACAAUCUGCUGCUCGUUCGAAAGAGAGGAAGGCACGAUAUAUGUCUGAACUUGAGAGAAAAGUUCAAACCCUGCAAACAGAAGCAACCACACUUUCAGCACAAUUGACUCUGUUUCAGAGGGAUACAACUGGCCUGUCUUCUGAAAACACAGAGCUUAAAAUGCGAUUACAAGCUAUGGAACAACAAGCUCAUUUACGCGAUGCUCUGAACGAGGCACUGAAGCAAGAAGUAGAAAGACUGAGAAUGGCAACAGGAGAAAUAGCAAGCUGUUCAGAUGGUUACAAUCUAGGAAUGCAUCAAAAUCAACACCAUUCUCCCUACAACCACCAAUCAAACUUCUUUACAAACCAUCAACAACAUCCAGAAUACCACCACCAAUCUCAUCCUCUACUUGCUGCCACCCACCUACAGCAGCAGGAUCCACUAGGCCGCUUCCAGGGACUGGAUAUCAGCAGCAGAGGCAUAGGCAUAGGCAUAGGCAGAGGCAGAGUAGCCAAUCCUCAUCUUGUCAAAUCUGAAGGCCCUUCAAUCUCUGUCAGCGAAAGCGAAAGCAGCAGUACAUUUUGA